Molecule: messenger RNA, 1402 nt
Organism: Candidula unifasciata
Lineage: Eukaryota; Metazoa; Mollusca; Gastropoda; Stylommatophora; Geomitridae
Source: the annotation of a GenBank genome assembly
UAAAUUUCAGGAAGGAAAUACAGGGUCAGGUCCAAACAUUUGAACAGCUUGUUCAUCACAAGGAUGAAAUUAUAGUUUCCCUUAAAAGACAUUUGACAAUACCAAGAUCACUGGCUGUGGCAGCCUUAUUAGAUUUACUGGUACAGCUUGCAAGAGAUUUGCAGCAGGAAUUCAUGCCCCACUUUCAAGAUUUCUUUAAUAUACUUGUUCGCUUGCUGGCAGAAAAUUUACAGAAUGCUGAAAUCUUGGAGCAGAUUUUUCAGACUUUUGCAUGUCUGUUCAGGUUCCUAUGGAGAUAUUUGAUCAAAGACUUCACAACAGUAUUCAGCUAUUUCUCAGAAUUAAUGCUAUCAUCUCAGAAAGAUUACAUCAAGGUGUUUGCAGCUGAAAGUUGUGCAUAUCUUUUGAGAAAGGUUAAACACCAAGAUGAGUUGUUGAACAUGCUAUUUGGGUCACUGAAAACUCAGCCUGCGUUGGUAGAUGGUAUUGGACUGCUACUGUUUGAAAUGAUGAAGGGUGUGAAUAAUCACUUUCAUUCAAUAACUGAACAGGUAUUCCCACUGAUUCUGCAAAAGUUGGGAGCAUGGAAUCCGAACAUGUCAAAUGAAACUGGUCUGCCUUACAACUUGGUGGAAAAAGCAGUGGUGGUACUAAUGCAGGAGUGUGCAAAUCACACAACGAAGGAGUACGCUAAACCUUUAUGGGACAUCAUGCUUAAAACAGUUGAUCAAGUAUGCACUGCUUGCAUGAGAAAUCAACAAACGAACAUAGCUGGAAGCGUUGAUUUGAUUCAACAUCUGUGCCGGCUUUUGAGACUGAUGUCUGAAUGGAUGAUGUUUAACGGUGGCAGCAUAGUUUCAGAUGCUGAACUCAUUGCAGAUACACUGUGUACCAGUCUGAAGUCACUGUGUCCUGCAGAGCAGUUGGAUGAGCAGAUCCUGUACACCAUUUCAAACCUGCUGCAGACCUGCCAUGACAAACUUUCUGUUGGAAAAAUAUCCUGUUUGAUUUCAGCAGUGUUGAACAUUCAAUUCCAGUUUUCUGCCCUGAAAUGUUUUGUGAAAGAUGUCCUCAGUUUGCCAUUCUUUGAAAAGGAUGUGAUGCCGGGAUUAAUGGCCAGAUUGAAUUCAUUGCUGACAUUAGACAAUGGAGACAAAAAAGAAAUCCUUUCACUUGUGGUAGAAAUUGUGAUGCAGAAAGUAAAACCUCCAUUUACUGGGGCAGAUGUACUUUUGUUGAAGCCCUACUGUCAUGACACUAGCAAGUCCAGAUCUUUGAAAGAAAAUGCUUUUUCCACUUACAUAACAUCCGUAUUGGCUUGUACGUUAAACCAAGAGAAAGCCUUGUCAGCAUCAGAUCUGUCAUUGUUGUGGGGUGCUGUUGUAUGCUCACCUCACUUUUG